UCUUUUGUUGAUUAGGACAGCGCUAUGGCGAUGUUUGGGGAGAGGAGCUGGAGCGUUAACGCUUUCGGUGCUGGGAUUGAUCAAAGGCGUAGUGCUUGUGGAGCCCAAAUUGCCUGGCCAUCCCCAGAUGAUCAUGGAAGCUGCUGCUCGAUUCACAGGAUACGGGAAUCCAAGAUUGUCGCUUGCCUCAGGGCUCACAGCUCAAAGCUGGCACUAGAUGCUGCUCGCGCUGCAUUGGAUGGAGGAUUGGACGUGCUCGAAGUAACUAUGACUACUCCAGGAGCUAGCAAGGUGAUCGCCACGUUGGUUCACGAGUAUCCAUCAGCACUUAUAGGAGCUGGGACUGUUUUAUCUCUCGAUCAAGCUGAGGAGGCCAAGGCUAGCGGAGCAACGUUUCUCCUAAGUCCCAUCACCGUGAAGGAGCUCGUGGAAAUCCACUCGUUCGGGCCUGUGUUGUUCGUCCCAGGAGCAAUGACACCAACAGAAGUGUAUACUGCUCAUAGCUAUGGAGCACACAUUGUCAAGAUUUAUCCCACAGACCUCGCUGGUGGUGUCAAGUACGUGAGAUCGCUGCGAAAGUUGCUAGCUCACAUCCCUAUGAUCGCUUCUCAAGGAAUCACACUUGAGAUGAUCCGGCCUUACUUGGAUGCCGGAGCCUCGGCAGUGGUUCUCUCGGACGCAAUCUUCGACUCAAGCUCACUGUCAAGCUCUUGUUUCGCGAAAAUCACGCAGCAAGCCUCGGUAGCGGUGAAAGAAGCUGCAAAGAAUGCGCGGUGAAAGAUCUCGCGCAAAGAAUCCUUGUCGAGAAAAAAAUUCCAUCAAAGAGCGAGCGCUCGCGAGAAGAACGUAUCGCGAACUUCUGGAAAGAAUUUCCGAGAAAGGAAUCUCGAAGCAUCUAGCGCGCUUUCCAUU
Molecule: messenger RNA, 912 nt
Organism: Selaginella moellendorffii
Lineage: Eukaryota; Viridiplantae; Streptophyta; Lycopodiopsida; Selaginellales; Selaginellaceae
Product: KHG/KDPG aldolase
Exons: 9
Coding region: 25-777 (250 amino acids)
Molecular function (GO): lyase activity
Source: RefSeq, a predicted model, not a curated record